This is a messenger RNA of Cladophialophora carrionii CBS 160.54, 6093 nucleotides long. RefSeq lists its product as uncharacterized. Gene Ontology annotation, cellular component: nuclear pore. NCBI's taxonomy places the organism in Eukaryota, Fungi, Ascomycota, Eurotiomycetes, Chaetothyriales, Herpotrichiellaceae. The transcript has 2 exons. Bases 1 to 6093 code for a protein of 2030 amino acids. Gene Ontology annotation, biological process: protein import into nucleus; mRNA export from nucleus. The record is from RefSeq and is a predicted model, not a curated record. Gene Ontology annotation, molecular function: structural constituent of nuclear pore.
AUGGCUGCCGAAGUCGACGUUCGAGCCGUGUCGGCCUUUUCAUCACUCCCUGAGUCCUCGGUCAAUUCGCUUCUGACCAAUCCAACAGCCGAGCUGGUGACUUCUCUGCUCAAGGCUAUCGAGGCAAAGGUCAAAGAGUUUGAACAGAACAAGUCUCAAAAGGUCAAGCUCGAGGUCGAGUUGGAGACAGUUGUGAGGACGAGUGAAUCCAAGGCAAAGGUGCUGCAAAAUUCCCGAGACAAGGCCCUUGCGGAGUCCAGUAAACUACGCGUGGAAUUGCAGACUUCCGAGAACGUCCGCUCGAGGCUGGAAUCUGAGCUUGAACAGUAUCGCGCUGCAACCACGAACGAGAGCUCAGAGAUCAACACGCUUAAGUCGCGUAUUUCUUCCCUUGAAGCCUCGAACCGAGACACCCUCGCACUUCUCGAGUCGAAGAACACGGCCUACGAAAGCUUGUCCCAGGAUCUGUCCGCGCAGCACCAGAAGGCAGCCGAGCUUCGAAAGCAGGUCACAGCGCUGGAACAAUCAGUUCAGUCCGCAAACGCAUCCCUCACAAGUGCAAAGUUCAAGGAGCAAUCUCUAUUGCAGGAGGUGGAACUGCUGAAGAAAAACAAUGAGUGGCUGGAGAAUGAACGAAGAAUCAAGGCCGAUGAGCAUACCAACUUCCGUAAGGAGAAGAAUGCUCGCAUUUCAGAGCUUUCAAGAUUGAAUGAACAGUACAUCUCUGAACUCGAGGCCCUGCGACGCUCCGAGUCGGCGCUGAAGCAACGUCUGGAGGAGCAGAUUACCAAGUUUGAAGAGACGCUGGAGGAGGUGCAGAAAAUGCGCGAAGACAAGAUUUCUGCCGAGGAUUCCUUCAGAGUCGAGCUCGAGAGUGUCAACCGCUUGGCUGAACUACAGGCUGCAUCCGCCGAGACCGCCAAACAGCGCGUCCAAGAACUGUCCGCGGCUCUGGAGGAGGCUCGUGAAGAGGCCGCAGAUGAGAUUGGUGCUAUCCGAGCUGAAAUUGAGACCGAGCACAAUGAUCGGGUGGCUGCUGAAGAGCGAGUCGCCGAGCUGGAAAGGUCCCUCGAACGACUGCAGGGCGAACUUGAGGAUGCUCGCGCACGACCGAGCACGCCUCACCGUGCAACCAAUGGCUCCGGCAUCACGACACCUCUCCGACCCGGGACCCCAAGUGGUAUCUUCUCGCCCGCAAGUGUAUCACGCGGAAAGUCACAGAUGACCAUGACCCAGCUUUUCUCCGAGUACAAGAAGCUUGAAAGUGAAUUAGCAGGCGAAAAGCGUGCCAGAGAGCAACUGCAGGAGAGCCUCGAUGCUAUGGUUGACGAGCUCGAAAACAGCAAGCCGGAGAUCGAGGAGCUGCGCGAGGAUCAUGCCCGCCUACAGAGUGAAGUCGUGGAGAUGUCGAGGAUUGUUGACAAAGCAAAUAGUGAUCGAGACUCGGCAGUAAAAGAAUUGAAGCAUGUACAAGGUCAGCUGAAGAGCGCGUCGAGAGAGGUCGAGGUUCUCGCACAACAGCUGCGCGACAAAGGCUCAGAGAUUCGCUAUCUGCUGGUGGAGCAGUAUGUCCGUGAGCAAGGCGAGGCUCUGACUCGGGAAGAUUUUGAGGAACUGGAAAGACAGACCCAAGCCGCCUUAUCCGAUGAUAUGGCCAAUUUGUCGGAAAACCAACAGUUGAUCAAUCAGCGUUUGGUUGUUUUCAAGAACAUCUCCGAGUUGCAGCAGCAGAACGAGGACCAACUGAAGACUAUCCGCAACCUGAUUAGCGAACUCGAAAGCAACGAGGCGAAGCAACAUGAGCAACAGAACCAUGCGCUCAACCAGGAACUGGAGCAAGCCCGCGCGCAAAUUGCCUCUUAUCAAGACGAGUUGAAAUCAAUGGUUGCUCAAACCAAGACGUUCAUCAAGGAGAGAGACAUGUUCCGCAACAUGCUCACCAGGCGUGGCGGCCAUCUACCGGGUCAAGUCCAACCGAACGAUUUCUCACGAUCACUACCUGUUCCCAGUGGCGAGUCUCCGGCAGGAUCGGUGCCCGGCGGCGACGCCGAUUAUGCCAAACUUCUUCGAGACCUCCAACAACAUUUCGACUCUUACCGACAAGAAGCCUCAACAGAUCACAGUGCUUUGAAAAAUCAAGUCGCGGAGUUGGGCAGGAAAAAUGCUCAGUUACAGACUGAGAUCAGUCGGACCGUUGGACAGUUGACAGCAGCAAAUCAACGUUAUGAGAUGCUGCAGGCCAACUACAACUCUCUCAAGACUGAGAAUGGCGAGAUUCAGAAGAGGUCGUGGACUGCGAUGGAGAACGCCACAAAGCAAGAACUAAAGACUCAACAAGUUGCGGAGGAGCUGGUCGAAGCUCGAAAUCUGCUGGACAGUCUGCGUCGAGAUUCCGCGAAUCUCAAGGCCGAGAAAGAUCUCUGGAAAACUGUUGAGCGAAGGUUGAUUGAGGAUAACGAAUCUUUGCGGAACGAGCGAAGUCGCCUCGACCAGCUCAAUGCAAGUCUGCAGACCAUGGUCAACGAGCGUGAGCAGACCGACGCUGAGACGAGACGGCGACUGCAGUCGCAAGCAGAGUCAUUAGAGUCCGAACUUCAGUCCACCAAGCGGAAGCUCAACGACGAAAUCGAAGAGAGCAAAAAGUCAGCAUUACGGCGCGAAUACGAACACGAACAGUCUCAGAAACGUAUCGAUGACCUCGUCACGACGCUAGGCACAACGAAAGAAGAACUCGCGUCCGCAAAGACAGCCCGGGAUCACCUACAAGCUAGAGUUGAUGAGCUGACUGUUGAACUUCGUUCUGCCGAGGAACGCUUGGAAGUCUUGACCAAGCCUGCAGAGCCUGCAAAUGGGACCGAUGCUGGGGAGGAGACGACUCUGAGCAAAGAACAAGAGUUGGCUGUGGAAGUCUCCGAGCUCAAGCGAGAUCUUGAGCUGAAGACGUCUGAGCUUGAAAGAGCGAACGAACAAGUCGAAGUUUACAAGAACAUCAGUCAGUCCAGCGAGGAACGUCUUCAAGAACUGAGCGAGACGAACGACCAAUAUCGAGAAGAGACAGAGGCCCUGGUUGCCGAAAAGGACGCCAAGAUUAAGGAUCUUGAACAGCGGUUGGAAGACAUCUCUGCUGAGCUCAGCACCACCAACCAGGAACUUUCACGGCUCCGGGAUGAACAAGCAGACUUUGGUCGGAAGCUGGAUGAGCAGAAGUCGGGUUUCGAGUCUGAAAUCGAACGGCUCAAAGAGGAGGCUGAAAAGAGUGCCGAGCAAGCCCAAUUCAACCUUGAGGCCUCGAAAGUCCAAGCACAGAUAGCGACAGAAGCACAACAGAACUACGAGAACGAACUCCUCAAGCACGCAGAGGCCGCCAAGGCUUUGCAUACUGUCAGAGAUGAAGCUAAUCAACUGAAGCUCGAAGUCGUUGACUUGCGAACGCAGACCGAGACUGCCAAAGGAGAUCUGGAGCGGAAGCAGGCCAGUUGGGACGAAAUGAAAGAACGGUACGAGACGGAGCUCUCGGACCUGAAGAAGCGCCGCGAAGAGCUGGCCCAUCAGAACAACCUUCUUCAUGGUCAGUUGGAGGGUGUCACUCAACAGAUCACAGCUCUGCAACGUGAUCGUACUGCGCUGGCGGAGACCAGCAAUGAGGAAUCCAACACUCAGCCUUCCGCGGAGCUUGAUAAACUCCAAGAAGUGAUCACGUAUCUCCGUCGGGAGAAGGAUAUUGUCGACGUCCAGUAUCAGCUCUCUGUUCAAGAAGGCAAGCGCCUCCGUCAACAACUGGAUUUCGCUCAGUCCCAGCUUGACGAAACUCGCCUCAAGCUCGACCAGCAGCGCCGGGCUGAAGCCGAUGCGGAGCGCAAUGCGCUCAGUCACAACAAGUUGAUGGACACUCUCAAUGAGCUGAAUCUGUUCCGAGAAAGCAGCGUGACUUUGCGAGCAGAAGCAAAGCAAGCUUCUCAAGCUUUGGCGGAGAAGACUAAGCGUGUCGAGCAGCUUGAGGACGAGAUCCAGUCUUCUCGGGCGCGCAUUGCAGAGUUGGAGAACCUGCUUGAGUUGAGAGAAGGGGAACUCAAGCUCAGCCAAGAGGACGGAGAUCACUGGCAGCAGCGUACCCAGAAUAUCCUCUCCAAAUACGACCGAGUCGAUCCUGCAGAACUCGAGGCUCUCAAGGAGAAGAUCAUUACCCUCGAGCGCGAACGCGAUGAAGCCCGCACCGAGCUUGCAACGGCUGUUACAGAGCGCGACGAGGCUCGGACCGCACUUCAAGCCCAGAUCGACGGUGCGCAGGCAGCAAUUGAUACAGCUAGAGGUGAUCUAAAGACGAGACUGGAGACUCAGUUCAAGGGCGUCAUUAAAGAGAAGAACACUGCUCUCCGCGAAAGAAAGUCUGAGCUUGAUGUCGUUGUCGCCGAAAGAGACGCUAUGCAAAUCGAGAUCGAUUCUCUGAAAGAGCAAUUAGCUGCCGCUCAAGCUCAGGCGACUUCAGCAGCUACCACUCAGGUCAACGGUCAUCCUCCUGCCGAACCCGAUGCUCCGACCACGAACGACACCACGGAUACCAAUACUGCCGAGCUAGAAGCCAAGCUGAAAGAACUUGAAGAGUCAUUGGCAGAGAAGGACAAGGAGCUUAACGAGCUGAAGUCGACGCAGGAAGAGAAGUUCAAGUCAAGGGUUGCAGCUAAUGAGGCUGUUCUCAACAAACGGCUGGCCGAGUUCAAACAACAGGCUCAGCAAGCGAAGGUUGCCGCUCUCGAAGAACUGAAGGCGAAGCUCGAUGCUGAGCAUCAACAAGAGAUCGAAGCUCUCCGCGUUAACUCUGUACCUGUCGCGACGGAGUUGCAGAAGCCAAGCGAAGAUGCGACGCCGGCUACGGCCCCUGUCACCCACGGGGAGAUCCCUGACGAUGUCUUGUUGUCUCUAUCUGACGAAAAGGCGAGGAUGCUCGCCAACCAGCACCAAACUAUACGGCGUAUUCUCGGCAAUACCAUCAAGAACAGGAUCGAGAAGGAGAAAGAAAGCAUGAGGGAGAGUAUCAAGAAGGAGCUCAGCGAGUCACAGGACUCCCAACCGGGUGGAUCUGUUCCUGCCACUGAUAACCCGCUUGAGGAGCAGCUUAACGCUCAGAAAGAGAACAUUAUCAAGCAGAAGGAGGCGGAGUUCGCAACCGAAAAGCAGGCUCUCCUCAAACAGUAUGAGGAGAAUCUCAACCGCGAGCGACAAUCACUUGCUAGCAAGCAUCAAGAGGAGCUUCGAACGCAGAAACUCCAUUUCGAUGAGGAGUCAGCCAAAAGGAUCGAAGAACAAGUCAAAAACGCUGAACAGUUGGCAGAAAAGCGGGGCGCUGUCAAGCUGAAUAUGUCUCAGAGCAGACUCGCCGUCGCAUCUGCGAAACUCGAUGUCGUCAAGAAAGCAGCAGAAGAGACUCCACAGAAGCCCGUCGGAGAAGUUUGGGAAGUGGCCAAAGACGCCAAACCGGCGGCAGCUUCUAAGCCAGCAGCUCCUGCACCGCCCGCUGCACCGACUCCAGCAAAAGUUACGACGGCACCUUCACCCACACCGCCCAAGCCAGAAGCUCCAAAGGCCGAGGAAAAUGCGCAGCCUCAAACUGUGGCUCCAGAACAACCUGCCGCUGUCCCGUCAACCCCACAACAACCAAAGCCGAAUCCGUUCCAGCCCUCUGCAACCCUUGCUACGCCUUCACAACCUGCCCAACCGGCACAGUCUACGGUUCCUGAAGCUAGCCGACAACCUCAGCAACCCGGCGCGGCAUUGAUGAACCAACUCCAGUCGGGCCUUCCUCGUGGCGGAUCCGUGCGUGGCCGUGCAAGCGGUAUCCCCAGAGGUCGUGGUGGAGCUCCUCGUGGCGGCAGAGGCGGUGGAGGCCCUAACGUACAUACCGCAGUUCCUCAACAAGCAGGUAGAGGUGGAGGAGGUGCACAGAGUCCUAGUAGUCGAGGUGCUUUGAAUCCUCAGGCUGCUCAAUUCACCCCUGGUGGCGGAAACAAGAGAGCUCGGGAGGAUGGCGAGGUCGCAGAAGGCAGUGGUCAGGGGAAGAGAAUACGAGGCGAGGGAGCCGCUGCACAGCAGCAGUAA